CAUAGGGGUAAGAUGGCCGCUCAACGUUGAGAGAGGAUGGAAGUCGUGGAGGAGGGAGGAGAGGAGGAGAAUGCUGCAGGGCGGACAAGGUGGAAGAGGUUUUACUUUGCGGACGAAGAGGAGGAGGAUGAUGACGCCGCGCUGCUCGUUACAAUCCCAGAGGUUCUGGACCCACACUACGGGAUGUAUGUGUGGCCCUGUUCCGUCGUGCUUGCGCAGUUCGUGUGGCACAACAAGGCACUUGUCAGAGACCAGCGCAUGCUCGAGCUCGGGGCUGGCACGGCAUUGCCGGGCAUCGUGGCUGCCAGGUGUGGUGCCACUGUCACUCUGUCCGACCUGCCUCGGUGCCUUCCCAGUUGCGCUCACAGCUGCCGGGUCAACGGCCUCGAUGGCUCCGUGCCAGUUUUGGGUCUGCGCUGGGGCCUAGUGACCCCCUCGCUCGUCACAAUGCCGCCCCUGGACAUUAUCCUCGGUUCCGAUAUCCUCUACGAGCCACGUGAUUUUGAAGCUGUGCUGGUGACCGUGUCUUACCUUCUCAACAAGAACCCCCGCGGACAGUUCUGGACCACCUACCAGGAGCGCAGCGCGGAGUGGAGUUUGGAACCCCUGCUCCUCAAAUGGGGCCUCUGCUGCCGCUUGGUUGAGCCGGCCGCCUUCCACGGCGACUCGCCCACCCUGGCGGGGUCGUCGCUGCCUGGAGACCACACGGUGCACAUGUGCAUUAUCACGCGUGUCAUCACGCACGAUACCACCCAGCGGAACUUAGCGUGGAGUUCCAACCGGCGGUAAUGAAAUUGUGGGGUUUGUUUUCCUAUCACAGUUCGUUAUGCUAUAAACGCGUAAUUUUCAUAACGUGAAUUGGAUAUACUGUAUAUAAAAACAAUGUAUCGAGGAACGCAUUUUUUAAUAACACGGACGUUAAUUGGAUAUAACGCGGCUGAGUGAAUGGAACUACGUCACACGGGUAGGAAUAAGCGGUUGUACGGCUGCCUUGGCGUAGCAUCGCACGAGGCAUUGGGAUGCUGCUGGAUGCUUCUAGAUGCUACACACGUGCACCCUCAGUCUUUGUUCAGCCUGCGUACGCAUUUCACGUGUUAUCGCGGGCUGUGCUUUGCCAUGAUUGUCUCAAGGAGCCAUAUUAUUUUCUUGUGGUAAGUGUUAAAACAAGUUCAUAAGUUUAUUUACAGCUCAUAAAUGUUUCUUAUGCUAAAAAAUAUAUUUUUAAAAAAAUAUUGUAUCAUUAAAAACUGCUCAGCAA
Molecule: messenger RNA, 1258 nt
Organism: Petromyzon marinus (sea lamprey)
Lineage: Eukaryota; Metazoa; Chordata; Hyperoartia; Petromyzontiformes; Petromyzontidae
Gene: METTL23
Product: methyltransferase 23, arginine
Cellular component (GO): nucleus; cytoplasm
Source: RefSeq, a predicted model, not a curated record